AUGACAAAUGUAGAGGACGAACACCUCCAGCAUCAGUUCCACAGAAUUUACAUCCACCGCUACGAGAAUGUCAGCAUUCUUUUCGCAGAUGUUAAAGGCUUCACAAACCUCUCCACGACGCUGUCGGCUCAGGAGCUGGUGCGAAUGUUGAAUGAACUCUUUGCACGCUUCGACCGUCUCGCACACGAGCACCACUGUCUCCGGAUAAAGAUCCUGGGAGACUGUUACUACUGUGUGUCUGGUCUACCUGAACCCAGACAGGAUCACGCUCACUGCUGUGUGGAGAUGGGACUCAGCAUGAUCAAAACCAUCAGAUAUGUAAGAUCACGUACGAAACACGACAUCGACAUGCGUAUUGGGAUCCACUCGGGCUCGGUGCUGUGUGGCGUGUUGGGACUCAGGAAGUGGCAGUUCGACGUUUGGUCCUGGGACGUCGACAUCGCUAACAAGCUGGAGUCUGGAGGAAUCCCUGGGCGGAUCCACAUCUCCAAAGCGGCGCUGGACUGCCUGAACGGCGACUACGAGGUGGAGGAGGGCCACGGCAAGGACCGCAACGACUUCCUGCGGCGCCACAACAUCAAGACGUACCUGAUCAAGCAGCCGGAGGAGAGUCUGCUCACGCUGCCCGAGGACAUCAUGAAGGAGGCGGCCAGCUCGGCGGACCGGCGGGCCAGCAGCACCACCUUCAACGAGGCGUCAUGGAGCCCCGAGCUUCCCUUCGACAACAUCGUGGGGAAGCAGAACGUAAGUCCCGCCUCCGCUCCGAUGUUCGUGUCGUUGGUCACACUGUGA
Molecule: messenger RNA, 792 nt
Organism: Scomber japonicus (chub mackerel)
Lineage: Eukaryota; Metazoa; Chordata; Actinopteri; Scombriformes; Scombridae
Gene: adcy8
Product: adenylate cyclase 8 (brain)
Exons: 5
Coding region: 1-792 (263 amino acids)
Biological process (GO): cAMP biosynthetic process; adenylate cyclase-activating G protein-coupled receptor signaling pathway; intracellular signal transduction
Molecular function (GO): adenylate cyclase activity
Source: RefSeq, a predicted model, not a curated record